AGACCCCUCUUUCACCAUGUAACUUUGACGCCUAGUCGGUCAUGACUCAUGAGUGUUGAGUCUCUUGACCUCAGAGCUCUGAAGCUCUCAACUGCAACUUUCACCGGUGGGAAACGGCAACCUCAGUCCCCAAAUAUCUCAAUUUGGUAGGAAUUUUAUCCAAAGCGUUCCAGAAGAUCUAAUGUUCGUUUCUUCAUGGUAUUCCACUUUGCUCCCUACCAGCUCAGAACUCUAGAAAAAGAUUAAGAAGAACAACAACAACAAAAAGAAGAGAUGAAUAGGUGGAGAAAGCCAAUGUCACAGGUCACUGCAGCUGAACAGGAUACUGAUAUCAUAGAAAAGAAAGCAAAUUAGUUGUCUGGCCAUGGCAACUGAGGAGCCCAAAGACUUACUAAAGGGUGUGGAUUGGAAAACUGUGGGUGGUGGUUCGGUUGAUGGAUCAAGUGGUGGACCCGUUGUGAAGAAACGACUCCCCAAAAAAAUAAGGCAAGUCCCAGACUACUAUUUCCUUCCCCGAAGAUCCUUACCCUCUGCCAUUGCCCUCUAUGGAGCAAUCUGUGUUGCUGGAGUUGGUGCCGGGAUGUUGGUGGAAAUGUGGAUAAACAAGAAAAUCAAAGAAGAUGGAGGGGUCAUUUGGGAGUUGGAUAAGUAAGGGUUUGGUGGCCCAGUGUUAUCGUGGGCUUUGGAGCUUUGCAGAUACACCGGCGGCAAGAUUGAUGUAGAAAUCAAGGAUCUUGCUCAAGGGGCCUCAAUGACAAUAUAGAAUAAGUACAAGGUGUUGCAAUUGGUGACUUGCUCUGCUAGCUUGGCGGCUCUUUUGCCAAAGACUGAUAGUGUGGUGUGGUCUUGGGGAUCUUUUAAAUUACUUUGGGACAACUUCUAUGUUAUGUAAUAACAUUAAACAGUUUGAUAUUAAGUGUUGUAGUGAGAACAUGGUGGUGUGGUUGGUUAGUUCUUA
Molecule: messenger RNA, 958 nt
Organism: Macadamia integrifolia
Lineage: Eukaryota; Viridiplantae; Streptophyta; Magnoliopsida; Proteales; Proteaceae
Exons: 5
Coding region: 365-652 (95 amino acids)
Source: RefSeq, a predicted model, not a curated record